Messenger RNA from Coccinella septempunctata (seven-spotted ladybird), 945 nucleotides. RefSeq names its product serine/threonine-protein kinase PkaA-like. Gene Ontology annotation, molecular function: protein serine/threonine kinase activity; ATP binding. The transcript has a single exon. Bases 1 to 945 code for a protein of 314 amino acids. The record is from RefSeq and is a predicted model, not a curated record. Gene Ontology annotation, biological process: autophagy; peptidyl-serine phosphorylation. Lineage: Eukaryota; Metazoa; Arthropoda; Insecta; Coleoptera; Coccinellidae. Gene Ontology annotation, cellular component: cytoplasm.
AUGGAGAAGUACUGCGUAGAGGCCAUUUUGGGGGAAGGCGGCUUUGGCCGCGUUUUCAGUGCCAGGGAACGUGGUCAGGACGGCCAACGCCGUGCCAUCAAAGAGGUCCACCUGGAUCCCCUAGCCGCCAGGGAGGCAGAAUUCAUGGGCCUCUUUGACCACUGCAACAUACUACCGCUCAUCGAGACGUUGGUGGAGCCCCCUCACUUAUACCUGGUCUUGCCGUUAUGUGAGGAGGAUUUGGGGACCUUCCUCGCCCGCAAGGGUCCGAGGAGGGGCCCCUCAUCCUUCUUCCGGGUGGCCCGCCAGAUCGCCGUGGGCCUCGCCGAAUGCCAUCGGCACGGCGUGGUCCACCGCGAUCUGAAACCCGGUAACGUGCUAAGACGGGGGGCUCGGUUCAUGCUAGCUGACUUCGGAGUGGCCGAGCAAAUUACACCGUGCCGACCACUCCUGACAGAGUUGGCUGGCACUCCAGUGUACUGGAGCCCGGAACAACACCGCCGGGAACCGUACAACACCGCGGUGGAUCUAUGGGCCUUAGGGAUCGUGGCCAUGGACGUGGCCACGGGCCGGCCCUGCCAAACCGACGGACAGGCUACGGAGCACUGGGCCUCCUCCCCAGGCGAAGAACGCCAGAGGGAGUUGGCCCCUUCUGCACCCGUCCGUGGUCUGGUUCAUCGAAGGGCUGUUGAUGGACGAGCCGUCCCUCCGCCGCUCCGCCGACCAGUGGGAGUGGCCGGCCGUCCAUCUGUCCACCGUGGUGGACCUGGAGACAACCCCAGCACCACCGUCCGAUGGUCCGUGGAUCGUCCGCCUGCCACCGGACCUGGCACACCGAUUAAGUACCGCACCGCAACCCCCAGAAUGGACCCGGAGCCUAAAGCGGAAAGUGAGGGCGCUCCUGCCGGGAGGCAGGGGCGGUCCGCGAGCCCGACACCACUUUAG